AUGUGGUCAUCAUCCAAAGAUGACGUACUGAACGUAAGAGUUGAAAAAGGAAAAAGGCCAAGGCUAAAGAUUAGUGAGGACAAAAAGACGAUACAGCAUGAACGAAAGCCGGAGUUGAUUAUCUAUGCGUCAGCUCUGAGUCAUGAGAAGGAUAUCAAAAUACAAGUUAAAGAGAUGAACACACGAAUCCAUCAGAUUGGAAUAGCAGGUCCAAAUUUGGAUGUGGUCGGAGCAUUACGAGUCAGUUGGCUCAACCUUGAGGCUACUGUGGGAACCAUGCAUGUGAACGCGAAAGUUGUUGCAGAUCGUUUGUCGUUACAUGGUCAGAGCAUUGUCAUCGCUUCUGAAGCACUACUCAGUACCGAUAAAUUGACGGUGAUUGGUCGGAAACUACAAUUGGACGGGCGUUGCUUCCCAAACGAGAAUUCGAAGAACCGUGGAAUGAUCGUACAGUUUAAUUGUGGACUAGUACAUGUUGGUGUUGAUGGUUGCAUUGGCGAGUCAAAUGAAAGGGAGACGACUAGAACUACGAAGAAAGUUCAUCCUGUGCACAUCAUAUCGGAGUCUCUUAGCCUCACAAUCACCGGUUCACUUGCAAACUAUGGCAAAAUUUUGGCCUCAGAUCGGAUUGAUCUUCUCAUUGGCGGGAAUCUGUUAUCACUUUCAGAUGGAACAUUGGAUAGUGCUGGACGAGGUGGGCUUUCUUUGUAUUUUACAUGGUUCCUACAUUCUCUGUCUGGUUAUGAUGCUUUGAAGCAGAUUCGUGGAGUUCGGACUCGUAACGAUUGUAUUCCAAGUUCUACGAGUCUUCACUCAGCCAUUAAUUCGCAGAAUGCUGACGCCGUAGCCGACCUUAUUGAAAAGGGUGUCGACGUCAACGACAAAAUUUCCUCAAAAGUCCUCACUUUACGUCAAGCCGCUAUCGCACAAUGUCGUGAGAAACGUGAGCAGUCGAAAUUGAACCGUGUCCGGGAACGAAUAACCCUCAUAAAUGCACUGUUAGCUGUUCAUGACUGGCGACGUGGAAGCAUUCAAUCCCGAGCGAUUCGUGCCGUGGUCAACAAGAACUGUGACGAUUGUGCUCAGUUCAACGCCAGAGAGUUGCAAAUAAAGGUCGGUGGAUCGGCUACGGCUGAAGCAGAUUCGAUCUGGAGUAGUGCAUAUGUAGAAUUGGAUGUGGGCACAACGGUUGCAAUCGCAGGACAAGUAAAACUAACUUCGCUGUUUCUCACUGCUGGAAGCACUUUAACAACAACGGCAGACGCUAUCGUUGCACUUGAAAUGUUUGGUCGUUUUAACUGCGAAAGGUUCGACGCUCUGAAUUUACUGCUGAAAAAACUAGUAAAGUGGAGAUUUUUAUGUGAUGGUAUUUGGACAGUCGGUGAGAAUUUCGUGCUGGAUGUUCGUGGUGAUGUACGUUUUGGAACGAACUCCUACACUGAAACAGAAAAGAUGGAAAUGGUUUCUGGAUCGACAUGCCUCAUUGAUGGCUCAUGGCAAAUCGGUACAUGUUGGGUACUGAUUGAAUCAAAGCUCACCAUUGGAGCCGCAGCAAAACUCUUCAUUGAGGAUUCAGCAACUGUCGGAGCGCUCGGAUUAAUGUGCCACGGUUUCUGUAAUGUCGCUGAAACUUGCGACCUGCAGUUCAAGAACUCUGCUCACUUCUUUCACUCGUCCAAGCUCGAAUGUCGUACGUUGAAGAUAUCCUGCGAACUGCACUGUACCCUAGGUGGGGUUUGGAUCGCUGACACUAUGAUGGCCUAUGUACGUCACGAUCUUAUCACCACCUCUACCGGAAAGGCGGCUGUAUUCACGCAUGCGAACUUAACUGUUGGCUCAUUCCGCAAUGAUUCUUUAUGGCAGAUGGAAAAAGAUUGCCACAUUGUGGUAGGUUGCAUGGAACAAUCUGAGGAUGGUACAAUGUUCGUGAAACAAACGCUCAAGCUCUAUAUUCAUCGCGAUUCUGUUGGAUGCUUUGCUGGAAGGAUUGUUUGCAGCCGACUGGAUAUGAGGUACUUUGAUAAUAUAAAUUUUGCAACCGUUCUUUUAUUGUGUGUUACUAUUAUUUAUUCCAGAUGUCUUCGUCAAUGCCAAUACGAUGGCUACUUGAAAACGAACGACGCUGAAAUCUACCUACCGUACAUGUUUGAAUCACAACUAAUUGUGACAGGUCAUCUGGACAUCCUGGUAUCACCGUUGACACUAAAAGGAAAUAGUUCAUUCGUCGAUGCAACUCCAUCGGCAGCACAUCCAUUCCCUGCGUUUGUGCUCUCCGGACGCCUUAAUGCUUAUGCCAUUAUCGCACCUUUUUUGGCCGUCGAAUUCUCUCCAGAAUCGCUGGUCAAGCUUCGUGGUAUUUCAUCCACUACACCGGGUGCAGAAUUCAAUAUACUGGUAUCAGCUGGGGCUUUGGCUACGCGAAAGGGCAGUUCCCUACUUUCUAUUGGUGAAAAUCCUCGAGCAGAGGGGAUAAUUUGUGCGACGACAUUUUAUCACGAAGGUCAGAUUCGAUUCCAAGCUGAAGACGUGCACAUUUUGACGGGAGCGUUUUUGCAUAAAGGGAGGUUAACAAAUUGUGAGCACAAACAAAAUCACGUGAAACGGUGUCACUUUGUCGUGGAAGAGCUGUUCCUUAACGAAGGGACAUUGGCUUGCAAUGUGCUUGAAAUUGUUGGCGAAGGAGUACUAGAGAAUCGAAAUCGUAUCUUUGCUGUGGAUACUAUGAAUAUACGCCUGAAUGAUUUUACUAACAGUGAAGGGUUAAUAGAAUCGAAAAACUCUAUUAAAUUACUUUCUGCAACAAAAGAAUGGACAAAGCUUGGUGGGUCGAUCAAAGCGAAACGAAAUUUCGAUUUCUGUGCGCACAAGCUUGAUAUGGCUCUGAAUGAUGUUCACAAACUGAACACUGAGAAGAAGUUGUCGUUUUCAGCUAAGAGUGAUUUAAUUGUAUCUACCAAUAUCUGUGAUGAAGUGAAAGAAUUUGUCAUUGGAUGCGCUGCCCAGAAUUCUGUCUCUAUAAACUCGGUGAUGGAACUCGACCGACUAGAAGUACUUCUUGGCCAUAAUCAUUUGGAUGUUCCGGUGGAGUUUAAAAUUCUCAGCAAUGCUGAUGUAAAUGUAAACACUCUCAUCAUUAGUGGAAGUGCUAGCAGUCUGGUUAUAGUGCUUGAUGGACUGCUUCGUUGUAACCAUCUAAAAGUCGUAAACACCUUCGGAAGUGUAACCAUAUCAGGACAAGGCUCAUUGGACAGCCAGUUAAUAGCUGCCGAUGGAUCAGACUUAAACUUUAAUGUCUAUCAGAUUCUCUGCAUCAAUGAAGUACAUUGUCGCAAUCUUGGUGUACAGAAGGAUUCACUUUUAAGGCUCAAACCUUGCGACGAACAAGAACUUACAACGGUAUCGUGCGAAAAUAUGCUUAUUGAGGGCACGAUAUUUGUGGAACGCAAGCUGCUGCUGGUGUCUAAAAAAUCUGAUGCUUGUGAUCUGCAGAUUCAUGGUCCCAUAAUUGGUACUUCGUUCGAUAGCGAAGUCUCUAUAGAAAGCUCCCGUGUCUCCAUCUCGGGACAGCUGGCGAAUCUGAAACAUCUUGAGUUCUACGCUAGAGAUUCAUUGCAAUUCUCCAUGGCAAAACUGAAAAAUCUGAAAAGCGUUUCUAUUGACUGUGGAGAACUGAUUUUGAAUGCCAAUACCGAUUGCUGUGAGAAUCUAGUGAUUAACGCUGAUACGGCGAACUUUUCUGGAUCAUUCUGCGGCCCAAGUUCAUUUGAAGGGGUGUUAUCGGUGCAUUGUAAUUCCCUACAAUCAAAUAUGGAUGUCAGAAGUAUCGGCAAGCUGUAUCUCAACUGUAGAAGAACGGCAGUCGUGAGGGGAAAUAUUGAGAACGUUGAUGACUUCGAAAUAGAUUCGAAGUGGAUCAAUAAUCAUGCACUUGUACGGAGUUGUGUCAACGCCAAACUAACUGCGUGGUCUAUACACUGUUCUGGUUCAGUUGCAGUAAUAAGGCUUCGAAUGACUACACUAGCCAUAGUAUUUGUGAACGGUGACGUAACAGCUAGUGAGGUUGACAUCAAAGCUCCUUUUGUAGUCGCCGUUCAGCAAUCAUCUUCUCUAAUUGCUGAUAAAAUCGAGUUGAACACUCUUUGUCUGUGUACAAAUCAGGAUCUUAAAAUGACAGGAACCAACUAUUUGUGGUUCAUUUUUGAAGAAAUGCUCUGCCGACCGACUCUGACGCCGAUUCAAAUGAAUAAUUGGAAAGAAACUGCUAUGAUGAUGAAGGAUCGUUUCAGCAGUGCAACAAUCGACAUUGAUGAAAUGAUCGUCGGCCUCAAGUAUCUCAGCGAUCUUAAUGCUACGAAAAUAAAACUCGACACUGGAAACACAGUAUACAAGGACCUGUGCAAAAUGUCACGAAGAUUUGACACCAAUCCCAUCGGCCUCUUUAACAUAUCGGAUUUAGUGGCGCUGAUCUAUAGCGGGCGUACGAUGUUUAGUGUAUCCAACGCUAUUGAGAAAAAGGAAUGUUAUAAGAAGAAAAACAGAAACCAUGGGCAUAAGUCGUGUUUAGAUAGCUCACUAUACGAAGGGUUGGUGCAGUUCAAAUCUGCGAAAUAUAUCAAGGAGCCUCGUGGAUCUUCCGAUACUGAUAUAGGAUACGUAAGUAGAAGCUCAAGCGAAGAACUGGACAGGUCGAGGCGAGUUUCAAAGAAAUGUGUUAAAACUCACUUGUCCCCACGAGCGUCAGAUGUGCGAACUCUCUUCGCUGACAAUCAUCUAAGCGUGAUUGCUAAAAAACUGGAAAAGUUGGAAGCAACCGAUGUCACUGUCGAAGAGUUGAAUGCAUCAUUGCUCGAGCAAGAAGAAUUAGCAGAGUUCGAGCUCUUAGAACAAGAGAUUGAGGAUUGCAAAGAAGGUUUGGUGCGAACUGAUUAUAUUGUCUGUCGUAAUGAAAGAAUACAAUUGGCACGAAUUCGACAACAAGUCUACACCUCGCAGCCAUCUCGACCGAAACCUCGUUUUCCUAUUGUGCGAAUUCCAUCGUCAAACGAUUUAGUUAUGAAAAGAAUGCAGGUGAAAGCCACACUUUCCAAUCUCGAUCUGCGAUCGUUUGGAAGCGAAGCAUCAUUAUCGUCACUGGACCUUUCGUCUGUAGGCGAAUUUGGCACACCAAUGCAGUUCGAAUCGAGUCCAUUCCAGAGGUGCACCUGA
Messenger RNA from Angiostrongylus costaricensis, 5205 nucleotides. The record is from the annotation of a GenBank genome assembly. NCBI's taxonomy places the organism in Eukaryota, Metazoa, Nematoda, Chromadorea, Rhabditida, Metastrongylidae.